This is a messenger RNA of Eruca vesicaria subsp. sativa (arugula), 1047 nucleotides long. NCBI's taxonomy places the organism in Eukaryota, Viridiplantae, Streptophyta, Magnoliopsida, Brassicales, Brassicaceae. The record is from the annotation of a GenBank genome assembly.
AUGGCUGCUACUGCAGAAGAAGUAGUAAAGGAUGUUGGAAAAGCAAUUGAGGAGGAGCCUGUUGGUGAAAAGCGAGAAAGAGAAGAGGAAGCUGAAAGAUUGACGCCAUGGGAGCAACACGCGAGCAUCAUAAGCAUCCCUCGGUUCGAUUACACAGCUCCCUCUUCUCUGCUUCAUCAUUCUCAUUCCGGCUUCCUCGUCACCUGUGGCAUCAAAAGGGAGAAGAGUGCUACCAAAGAGGUCAUGUCCAUCCUUGGAAAGGUGUUAUUGCCUACAGGUGAGGAGAAAGCUGAAGUUUUGAAGUCUUCUGAUGCAUCUAAGAGACAAAAAGUUUGUGCACAAGAGACAGGAGAAGACGAAGGGAAGGCCACCUUGCAGGAAAUAGGUGAAAAUCCAGAUGUUGAGGAUCUCAGGUCGGCUAAAGAGAGUGUUAGUGAAGAACAGAAUUCCAUCAUGUCAUUGGUUAAGCUGACAAAGAGUGGCUUGCUUCUUUUUACUUUCCCUGUUGGAAACUCUACGGAUACUACAGAUAUUGUGUCGAGAAUCUUCCAGUUUAUGGAAUCUGGAGCUCUCAAGGCACCAGUCUGGUGCCAUCGGAUAUUCCCUGUACAAGCUACAUGUGCUUUGACAGAGAAAGAACUUCAGGAAACCGUAUCAAAGCUUGUUCAGCGGUUUGUAGAUGAUAAUCAAAAUACACUUUCAAAACCCGUGAAGUUUGCAGCUGGGUAUAACCGAAGAGGUGUGGAGGAGACAAAAGGAAAGAUUCAGAAAGCAUCAGAGGUUCUAGAUCAAUGUCCUUUGCUGGACCGCACUAAAUGCUUUGAAACUGUUGCGGCCGGAGUGAAAGCUAUUGUACCUGACUCAGUUGUGGAUCUCAAAUCUCCAGAGUUAUGUGUUCUGGUGGAACUCUUACCGCUCUCUAGAAUACCAAAUGGCUCCUAUGUAGCUGCUGUUUCAGUGCUCCCAGAUAGGCUAGUCAUCACAAAGCCUAAACUCGUGAUUAAGCCUCUAGUUGCAGAGACCAAACAGAAGAAGGGACAAAACUGA